This is a messenger RNA of Anopheles darlingi, 1517 nucleotides long. RefSeq names its product reticulon-4-interacting protein 1 homolog, mitochondrial. Gene Ontology annotation, molecular function: oxidoreductase activity. The record is from RefSeq and is a predicted model, not a curated record. NCBI's taxonomy places the organism in Eukaryota, Metazoa, Arthropoda, Insecta, Diptera, Culicidae. Gene Ontology annotation, cellular component: mitochondrion. The transcript has 4 exons. The coding region runs from base 94 to 1293 and encodes 399 amino acids.
GUCAAACCAAGAAACACCUGACGAAAAGCGAGCCAAAUUUCGCAACCGUGCAAUAUUUUGUAAAAUAAGUUAUCGCGUCCUUCUGGCCUUAGCAUGGUACUUACUCGGUGCAUCCUACUAUCGACAAGCGCAGCGAAGCUUGGCGAUUUGGCGUUAUGUUCCGUCCGUGGACUAACAACCGCUGCGGCAACCGCAAACGCCUGCUACGGAAAAAUGUCCGGCUGGCAGAUCCACUCCUACGGGAAUCCGCAAGAGGAGGUGCAGUUCAGCGACGGUAUCAAAAUGCCCACCCUAAAAUCUCCAACUCAGCUGCUGGUCAAGGUGAAGGCCGCAUCAGUGAAUCCGAUCGACGUAGCGAUGAUAAAUGGAUACGGUGCCUCCGUAUUAAACACAUUACGCUGCAAGGAAGGUGGGAUCGAGUUUCCACUUGUAUUAGGACGAGAUUUUUGCGGUGAAAUCGUCCAGAAGGGUUUAGGCAUCUCCAGUCGCGAGCUCGAAGUUGGUGAUGAAGUGUGGGGCGUGGUGCCGGUGCACUUGCAAGGUUGCCAUGCGGAUUAUGUUGCGGUAGAAAAGUAUUGCCUAUUCAAAAAGCCCUCGAACCUCAGCAAAAUCGAUGCCAGCGCCGUGCUGUAUGCUGGGCUAACGGCCUGGUCCGGUCUCUACCUGACUGGACACUUGGGCGAUUUGCUCGGUGCAAUUUCACCGGUCGGUGGAGGACGCGGCAAGAAAGUACUGGUACUUGGUGCUUCCGGCGGUGUGGGUACUCUCGCGGUGCAGAUGUUGCUCGCCGAAGGAGUAGAGGUGUUUGCCACCUGUUCGGCCGACGCCAUGCAGUUAGUGAGCAACCUUGGCGUGCACUAUCUACUCGACUACAACGAUCCGACCCAUGUGCAGAGUAUUGCCAGUGUUGGACGCUUCGAUAUUGUGCUCGACUGUGCCGGCAAGGGGACCGAGUACGCUAGUGAAGUGCCCUGGUUGUUCGAUCAGUAUAUUACCUUUAAUUCGCCUGUCCUGAAGAACAUCGACGCGCACGGGUUCGGUGCGGGCAUGUAUCGAAAUGCGGCCGAACUCGUACGAAGUAAUGUGACCGCGCUCAACAGUCGCCAGGGACCGGUGAAAUGGGGUUACUUUAUGCCCGCUCCACAAGGUAUUGCAUAUCUACAGCGGCUGGUCGAGAAGGGAAAACUAUUGCCUAUAGUGGAAAAAGUGUACCCCUUCGCAAAAACCGUAGAAGCCUACGAGCGAAUCGAACAGAAGCACCUCAGGGGGAAGAUUGUUAUCGAUUUUGAGUGAGGAUAAACUCCCCGGCAACUCUACAUCUAGAACAAACCUGUUAAGGCGAUGUCGCUCGAAACGUGGUAGCAUUCAAAACGUAUUAGCGUCUUUCUCUCGCUGUCGUGUGUGAUUCUACUCUAAAUUUGACUACCUGAUCCUGUGUUCUUAGAACAUAACAUAACGAUUCGAUAAUCAAUUGCAUAUUUAAAGUAAUAAAUCAUACCAAUCGAUUAUCAACCAGU